AUGCCCCAAUGGGGAAGACCACCAGGGGUAUGGCAGGGAAAUCAGGCGCGAAGGAGGGCUGGACAAUGGGAGGAUGUCAAUGGUGUGCGUGUCGAGGAGAUCGACAGUGAUGGGGAUGACGGUUAUAAUGGUGUGAAAUUUGCCGGGUCGAGACGGAAUGGGAAGAUUGGAGCCAAGGCGAGCGCGCGAGAAUUGCGGCUAAGGAAUAUUGGAUAUGACUAUGAAAGUGAACUAUCGGAGGGCGCAGAGUUUGAUUUAGAUGACGAUGCGGACAGCACUGUCGCGUAUGCAGUGCAGUUGGCGAUGCGAGACAAGGAAGAGAUGCUAGUGGAAAAGGCUCUGGAGAGAAUAAGACGUGCCCAGAUGCUAGGCAAAAAGAAUGUUCGGCUUUCUCAAGAAGAGCUGGACGCGUUGGAACGAAGACGAAAGGGAAUUACGAACAACAAGAAAUCAACGGUUACGAUUCCCAUUGGGUCUCCCGGUCGUGCGUCUACAGUCAACGAUAGGCGACCGAGAAGUAGAGAAUCGGUAGCCAAGGUUUCUCCCAAGGCCAGUGGUGCUUCUGAAUCGCGACGAAGCUCACAGAGCCAAUAUUCUGCCAACGAGUUCUCUGGAGUACCUCUACGUCCUCCAGCUGGCAUCUAUGCAUCCCUGAACAAUAGUCCAUCCAGUUCCUCAUCUCGCCCAAGAACCCCGACUAUGCAAUCUCUACGCCCGCAGCCUUCCGCCAACUCGCCCAUGCAUCAAACAGCGUAUAUGCAGCAGCGAUACCCUCCAGAGCGAGAGCCGCCUUUCGUCCGUGCCCUCCCUGAUGAUCCGCAAUGGGCACCUCGGCAACGUUCUCAGUCUAAUGUAUUGCCGUAUCCUUAUGACAAUACUGUAUAUAUACCAUACGGAGCGAUGUCUAUUGAUCCACGCUACGCCAGCCUUCCGAGCCGUCGACCAAUUCCCCCGGACGCAUCAUCUUUUAAUACCAACCAUGGACCUAUAUCCACCAGCCAGAGCAUUCCUCGUCGAGACGUAACGCACUCAACUGCUCGUCGCGUUCCUGAUGAAGUUUCCGAAGACGAAUCUAGCGAUGAUCACGAUAGCGACGAGGACGACGACGACGAUGAUGAUGAUGACGACGACGACGACGAUGAGGGAGUACAAGUUACACAGCAACCCGCAGUUCGUGCACAUGGAGCUCGAACAGCAGUGGCUGGCGGUGGUCCCGGUGGGAACCGCGAAACUCGUCGCCGGCGUGGUCGGUAA
Talaromyces marneffei is the source of this 1254-nucleotide messenger RNA. RefSeq lists its product as uncharacterized. The coding region runs from base 1 to 1254 and encodes 417 amino acids. Lineage: Eukaryota; Fungi; Ascomycota; Eurotiomycetes; Eurotiales; Trichocomaceae. The record is from RefSeq and is a predicted model, not a curated record. The transcript has a single exon.